Molecule: messenger RNA, 2552 nt
Organism: Marchantia polymorpha subsp. ruderalis
Lineage: Eukaryota; Viridiplantae; Streptophyta; Marchantiopsida; Marchantiales; Marchantiaceae
Source: the annotation of a GenBank genome assembly
AGGAGAUGGCCAUAACACCGCUGCUCGUCCGUCCUUUCAGUGACCGUCGUAUUCGGUCAUAGAGCCCCUCCCCCGCCCGCAGCCGCUCGCAAUUGUCUCUCGACGACGAUCGCGAGCCAUAGUCUCUCGUCCCGAGCACACGUUCGCUGAUGGUUCUCGGGCUGCGGGUGUAGAAGUCUUCUUCGUUGGAGCAUCGAGCGGCAGCUCUGCUGUCUCCGACAAUCGUCGAAGGCUGGAUUGAGGUGACACUCUCCGGCUUGCGUCUCUCUCUCUCUCUCUUCUCCUUCUGCCUGUCGGUGUUUCGCGGACGGUUUCGAGCUGGCGAGCGUCGUCGGAGGCUGCUGAGCUCGUGAGCCGCUUCGCCAUACAGUCCACAAUGAAGGACAAGGAGCUCAAGUCCAGCUUCUUCGGAGCAGAGAGGAGGUCAAGGCUCCUUCCCCUGUUUCUCAUCGUAUCAUCUCUUUGCGCCGUGUCAUUCUACCUCGGAGGAGCAUUCUGCUCCGAAAAGAAAACGAUAGAUGAGACCCACCAGUCACUUGCAGCCAGCGACAAAGCAGGAUGUUCAGCAGUUAUCAAGCAAGCACCGUUCGAGUCCUGCAACAUCACAAUGCAGGACUACACUCCCUGCACCGAUCCAGUGAGAUGGAGGAAGUUCGACAAGCAAAGAAUGGCUUUCCGGGAGAGGCAUUGCCCUCCACGAGCUGAGAGACUUCAGUGUCUGAUUCCACCACCAGAGGGUUACAAACAAACCAUGUUAUGGCCCAAGAGUCGGAGUGAAUGUUGGUACAAAAACGUCCCAUAUGACUGGAUCAACAACGAGAAGGCCAAUCAAAAUUGGUUGAAGAAGAAGGGCGACAAGUUUAUCUUCCCAGGAGGCGGAACUAUGUUUCCAAAUGGUGUUGGUGAGUACAUUGACCACAUGGAGGAGUUGAUCCCUGGAAUGAAGGACGGUAGCGUGAGAACCGCUCUCGAUACUGGAUGUGGGGUUGCCAGUUGGGGUGGUGAUCUCUUGGACCGAAAGAUUCUGGCUAUGUCCCUCGCUCCUCGUGACAAUCAUGAGGCACAGGUGCAAUUCGCGCUUGAGCGAGGAAUUCCAGCCAUGCUUGGCAUCAUUGCGACUCAGCGCAUGCCUUAUCCCGCCAACGCCUUCGACAUGGCCCAUUGCUCCCGUUGUUUGAUUCCCUGGACGGAAUUUGGUGGAGUAUACCUCCUCGAAGUCGACCGUGUUCUGCGACCCGGAGGAUUUUGGGUGCUUUCGGGACCACCUGUAAACUACGAAGUUCACUGGAAGGGGUGGGAGUCCACUGAGGAAAAACAGAAGGGCGAUCUUGACCGCAUCAAAGACCUGCUAGAUAAAAUGUGCUACAAACUGUACGCCAUGAAGGACGACCUUGCCGUUUGGCAAAAGCCUUUGGAUAACACUUGCUACGAACAGCGCGAGGAGGGAACUUACCCACCUGUGUGUGACGAUGCUAUCGAAGCCGAUGCUGCCUGGUACGUGCCCAUGAGACCUUGCAUCGUUCCUCAGCAUCCUGACGCCAAGAGGAUCUCGGUAGACACUGUUCCCAAGUGGCCAGAGAGACUCACCCAUGCCCCUGAACGUCUGAGAUUUACCGCUGGAGGUAACACCGGUGGCUUCAACCAGGACACGAGAAUCUGGAAGGAGCGUGUGAAGCAUUACAAGACUCUGGUGCCAGAGCUCGGCACUAACAAAAUUCGGAAUGUGAUGGACAUGAACACUCUGUACGGAAGUUUUGCCGCCGCGUUGAUCGAUGACCCUGUCUGGGUGAUGAAUGUUGUCUCCUCUUAUGCUACCAACUCUUUGGGAGUGGUGUUCGAUAGAGGUUUGACCGGAACAGUAUCAGACUGGUGUGAGGCCUUCUCGACUUACCCAAGGACUUACGACAUGCUCCACGUGGCCGGUCUCUUCAACGCUGAAAGUCACAGAUGCGAGAUGAAAGACGUGAUGUUGGAAAUGGAUCGCAUAUUGAGGCCCAAUGGCAUUGUGAUCGUGAGGGAUACUCCUCAAUUUUUGGACAGCGCCAACGUCUUGGGUAAGGCCAUGAAAUGGAAAUGUACUAGACACGACACAGAGAACGGUGCUGAUGACUCAGACGGAAUUCUUGUUUGCAAGAAGUCCUUCUGGACGAUCUCUGAGGACUCCGUAGAAUCAUAGUGUGCGACAUAGGCAAUUGUUUACAUCGAAAUUAUAGCACUGUAGUCUAAAGGUUCUCAGCUUAGCUCUGCCUGUUCAAAGCUUGCUUACACCUACGUAAACUGCAACAGUACCAAUUUUAGCAAGCCUUGGAUCUUGACCACGGAGUGGUCCUUCCAGUAGGUAAAUCGAGGUAGCGGGGUUGGAAGCCCAGGUUUCAGGGGAUUCCGGAGAGAAAAGGCUUCUGUCUUUCGUUUUGCACCCAUGUAUUUCCUUCAGAGCAGUCGUUAAAGAUUAGGAUUUGUGGAAACAUCGAGUCUUUUGACUUCAACAUCUGUACACCUUUGACUUGAGCAUCUCAUAUUGUCAAUUUAAUCUAUACAAGAAAUUUCAACAC